GUUGUGCUGCGUGUCCACGCUUUAUGAAGGCGCGCCCCCGCGCUACCUCAGGUGAAUGGAGAGAGUGGAGCUCUGUGUGCGUCUCCGGCCGAGCUCGAGUGACUAAAAUGGGGCUUCGCGGACUGAGCAGGACUGGGGUGUACAUGACAGUAUGCCUUCUCUGGGUGACUGGAUGCUUUACGCAAAAAGUCUACUUUGAUUGUGGAGCCAAGGUGGAUGUUGUAGAUGUUCAGGGCCUCAUUCUGUCCCCUGGAUUCCCUUACAACUAUUCAUCUGGAACUCACUGCGUAUGGCAGUUCUUUGUGCCUGUCGGUCACCAGCUAGUCAUGGAGAUGUUUGAUUUUGACGUCUUCGAAAGUCACAGUAGCCCUUCGAGAUUCACCACCGCUUCAGUCCUGGAAGAGUUACCAAACGGCGAUGGCACGUUGGUAUCAAAAAGCCUCGCGAGUCCAAAGGAGCCCCAAUCCACACACAGAGAAGAGGUCAAACAAGUGGUGAUCCAAGAGCAGUCCACCAAAAUGGAAAUGACCAAAGUUUCCAAUUCUGCCAAAAUACUCUCUGAUUCCCCCUCGGCUGCUCAAGCAUCUCUUCCGCAAUCCAGAGGACAGCCAGCCGAAGACAGAAAUUCGGUUUCAUCUCAGUCAUCAAGAGCAGCCAGAGACUUUAUCUCCACAAGUCCACAAACAGACGCAGAUGAAGCUGUAAGCCCUGAAACCCAGUCGCCUCUGGUGGAUGCCUGUCCGCACGAUGUCCUCUACAUAUCUGAUCUCAUUACCUUCUCCUCCCGAUUCUGCGGAUCCAGGCGUCCGUCGAGCAGCCAGCUGGUCUUCGGCUCUGAAGAUGACAUGGUGGAGGUUAUCAUGGAGCUGAUCACUACUACCCACUGGGGCCGUGGAUUCGCUCUCCUCUUCCACUAUCAGAAUCAAACAAAAGCAGCCAUGACUGAACAGCAGAGAUCUGUGUUGACCUCAGACAGCAGAACUAGUGCGCUGCUCGGUGCAGUAAGUGGAACAGUCGCAUUCGCUGUGGCUCUCGCUGGCAUCCUCUGUGCGAUUUUUAGACCGAAAUUAUGUGCCAAAGGAGCCAAUGCAUCCUCUUCCAUCAGCUCAGAGGUUCCAGAAGGAGUGUUAAAUUCGGCAGCAGAUGUGAGUGAACUGCAGAUGGUUUCUCCUAAUGACUUGGAGCAGCAGCACAACGACAACAACAACCAUUCCCUCAACCGCAGUCAGUCCUACACAGGGUCUUCGGUAAACGCAGCCUGUGAAGUGUCAGAUAAAGCUGCUCUGGAGCUCUUCUCUUCUGGUCUGACUGAAUUAGAGCUGGGCACAGACGAGGUGUUUGUCAUCGCCUCUGCACCCACUUCGGCACAGCUGCCCUUCUCUCCACACACUCAACGCGAUCGUUUCCUGAGACACAGUGACACUGGACCCAGCCACCCCUUCGACUGGUCCACUCCCGAUCCAGCACUGCCGUCUGCAACAAAGAGCAACUUUACUGGAUCAACAAACAGCACACGACCACGAGCAUGGAGUGUCCGAACCUUCCGGGAUCUUCUUCCUCCUCUUCCUCAACUCCAUAAGAAAUGGUGCAGCUGGAACUCAACCAGCCCAUUCACCAAACUGGUGGACACUGGACUCUCGAGCACAGCUCCAGAAUCCAGAAGGGGAAAGACCCUCCCUGAUGCUUCUCUUUGUAGUCCCACCAACAGCUGCCACUCUGACUCCUUCAUGAGCAAUGCCUCAUACCCUCUAACUCAGCCUGGCCAGCGCCAGCGACGCCUCAACUCCACCAGCAACCUCCGCCGCACUCGCUUCAACACACCAUGCUUCGGCCUGCUCUCUGGCACCUCCGAGACCUCUAAACCACAAGCCAAUGGAAUCCCACCGACAAACAUGCUCCCCGACACCAGCGGCGCUCCAUCCAGCCAGCAGCAGCUCCCAGACGAAGCAUUAAACUCUGAAGAACCCCCAGUGUUCGCAAUCUCAGAAGAGGAGGACCGGCAGCCUCUGGUGUCGCCAGAACAUCCCGAGAAGCCCUUGAGGAUCAACGGACAGAUGUUUGAAGGCCCAAAAAUGCCACUGCUUUCAAAAAGCCACGCUCCCAGCAUCCAGCCCACAUCUUUAGUGAGCUUAUCAGAGGAUCCUUCAGCUCUCUCUUGCUCACAGUGACUCAAAAGGUUUGAGCGUGAAGGUCAUGUGACCGAUUCAGCCAAUAGAUGAUGGGGAAAUGCACAAAGUGAGUUCCUGGUGUUUUAGAUUGAACAAAACGCGUGACGAUGUAGCCUGGAAUUUCAAAGGGGUUUGUUUUGGAAUAUUGGCAUGAAUGAGAAACGAAAGCACUUCCUUUUCUUCGUGUUAUUGUAUCCGCACAGUUAACUUGCUAAGUAUAAAGUCUUCUAACAGUAUGUUUUAUAAGUACUCCUGUUUGUAUAUGAUACACUUUUAACUGCUCACUUAAUGUUUCCACUCACUACUGAGAGUUUAGAGUUGUAGACUCCCUGCAUUGUUGCGUUCAUUAUGAAAUUCCAUAUGUCGGCUCUAUGAAAAACAGCGCUUGUUCCUAAUCCGUUCACAACACGUAGAAGACCAAUUAGUGGAUCCGAAUAAAAGCUGCUUGGCAUCUCUUGACUUCCACACGUGUUUUGUUUCGUUUUUCACCAUGGGUCCAAUACAUAUGGUUUUAUCAGAAAAAAAAAAUAAAAAAAAAAUUGUAACUACUUUUAUUUCUCAUGGUACUUCAGUUCAUUUAGACUCUGUUCUACAAAUAAUUUCAAUAAAGUUACUGUUAUCACUUCCUCUGUGCCGUCUGUGGCGAUCAUUUAUGCUGCUAAAUAUGCACUGAUGCGAUACCUGAAAUGGUGUAUACCAUCAUAUUUUUAUAACGCGUUCAAUUCCAUACAUGCUGCAACUGUUUUCGUUAUACUGUCGACUGUACUGAUUUUGAUGGAUUUUAAAAGGGAACUGAUCACUGUACAGACAUUUCAAAUGCAGUAACUAACAUUUCAUGUAUAAAUAAACCAUUGUAUAGUAAAGGUGUGUGUGUGUGAGUUUGUACAAGCGCACAAAUGACCGAGUCAAAUAUAAUGUAGUCUUUUAUUAGUGCAGUAAAUUAGACAAUGAUUUAUUCCAAACAUGAAGCACAGCAAGCUUUUUUUCCCCACCAGUACAACAUUAACAGUGCUUUACUCUUAGCCUGAUGAACACUAAAUGUCUUUCUUCCCCAUUUGUAGCCGCAGAUUAAACUUGAUGAGGUAGAAUUAAACACCCCCUUAAAAAAAAAAUCUCAAGCAAGUAAAUAUUUGCUGUAAAUUCCAUUUCAGCAAAUGCAAAGCAGCCUCCAAAGCUUCUCACUCGAGUCCAUUCCCAAAUAAAUCCCUCAACCCUUCCUGCAGAUUUGAGUUGCUCAUAUGAGACCCGCUUUAUAGAGCUUAUAUCAUAAUAACGCCAUUCAGCUAACCUAAAAUCACCUUGCAGAUGUAUUCUAGAGCUUAAAAGGAGACUCUUGUUGGAUAUUUUAUAGCAAAAGGCAUUAAAAACAAACGUGCAUAUAAGUAAAUUAUAAUAAUUAAUAAAUCUGAUAAAAAUACUUUAUAAAAUAUGUGGAAUAAUAGUUUCUAAGCAUCAAAUCUACUGUGGCAUAACUUUACAUUUCUUUGCUUUUUUGAGCAAAAAACUAAACAUAAGCACAAUUUACAGAAGGCAGUAAAACACCAUACAGUGUGUUUAUUUUGUAACCAAAAACAAUCAAAAAAAACAUCUCGUCACCCCAUGUCCAACAACACACCGCGACAAGAUUCCAGCAACAAGCAAUUUGGCUGUCUGCCAGACACCACUUCCAACCAAAAGGUAAAGGCUUUUAAUCUAAUAACUACAUAUGAAUCCUCUUUAACAUUAUUAAUAGGCUACUGCGUGGCUGAUGUUGUGAGUUUGCGCUGUAUCACAGUUAUGACUUUCAUUUUCAAACCCUCUGCUAGUUAUUUUCAAGAUCUGAGGUAAACUUCAACUAGAGGUAAAUCUUUUGCUUUUAAUAGUAGGGUCUGACAGGAAAUGUCACAUGAAAUGAUAUUAAGGCCCAAUCCUAAUUCCACCCCUUAGCCCUUCCCUUUAUCCCUACUCCUUGUUUGGGCGGUCCCUUGAAGGGGUAGCGAUUCUCUUUAGCUUAAAGGCGUAGGGCUAAGGGAAAGGGGCUAGAUACCCAUUUGAACGGAGAUUUUUCAGGACCACACUCGAAACCAAGGGGUAAGAAAAUUUCCCAGAAUACACCAUCUCCAACGGCGAGAUCACUGCACCCGGAAGUAAUCCACAAAUUAAUAUUCUUUUGUCAUUAUUAUAAAUUUUUACAUCAAUCAAGCAUGUUUUUUUUUAUUUAUUCAUAACCGCCUAAAACUCACAUAGAGAGCACUUAACACUGAAUAAAGCGCAUAAUCUUUACAUGAGGUGAUCUUUGUCAUAGUUGUAGGCCUAUUUGCUGUUGUUCUGUCCAGACAGAUAUUUCGCACGCUGCAGAUGGCUAGGACAAAAAUGAUUUUUAACAUGGAAGGAUAGCUUUUAUCGGGUGUGGUGGAGAUGCGUCACGUGUUGUUAAGACAAGAUGUCAGGCACAGGUCAAAGUAAUUCAUUUGUUGACAUUAAAAUACUGCAGUUUCAAAAUACUGAUUAUUUAAAUCUUUACGUUUUGCCACUAUCCUUCAAAACAAGUUUAAUCCAUUUGUCAGCAAAAUGCUUCAAUCAUUUAUAUUUAGAAUGAUCACUUUAGAUAUUUUGUCGAGUACAGGUCAUAAUGAAUAUGUUGUUUAGUUUUGCAUAACCUGCUACACUAAGGUAUGAUGGAACGUAACCUUAUUUAUCCCUUUAACUGCCAGCUCUACCAAAUGGUUGAUUAUAUUUUGACUGUUUUAAACAAUGACUUUUAAAGAAUGACUGUUAUAAAGAAUGAUUUACACACACAGCAUUGUUGGUUUACAAGAAAAAAAAAAUCCAACAAACAUAAUCCUGUUGCACUACUACACUUGAAUAUGGUUUUAUUGUAAAAAAAAACAAAGAAACAAGAAAUCAUGAUAAAUGAGAACCUGAAAUAUUGUAUGGCAUACUUCAAAAAUAUAGAUGAUUUAGUUUUUUAAAAUAAAUGUUAUGCUAUAUAUCUUCUGAUUUUCACAGUAUAUGUAUUAAUGAUGGUACUUUUACCAUAAACCGACGUAUCAACUGUUUGGUAGAAGUUGUUAUUUUAGAAAUUAUGAGAUGUG
Molecule: messenger RNA, 5242 nt
Organism: Danio rerio (zebrafish)
Lineage: Eukaryota; Metazoa; Chordata; Actinopteri; Cypriniformes; Danionidae
Source: RefSeq, a predicted model, not a curated record